UUGCUUCCUUUUUCAUUGAUUCUCUUCUUUUUCAUCAAAUAUUCCAACACCCCUUUUAGGUAUAUUUACCAAAAAAGAGAAGAAGAAAGGCGGCGUUUUGAAAUUUUCAGUUUAUUUUUAUAAAAGUUAUACUGAGUUUGUUAUGGAGAACGGACAUGUAUCAACUUCUUCAAGAAAUAAUAAUAAUAAUAAUAAUGUGGAAAUUUCAAUAGCAACUGCGUCUUCGAUGUUUCCUGGUUUCAGGUUUUCUCCAACGGAUGAAGAGCUGAUAUCUUAUUACUUGAAGAAGAAACUAGAAGGGUCUGAUAAGUGUGUUGAAGUUAUUUCUGAGGUUGAGAUUUGGAAACAUGAACCUUGGGAUUUACCAGCUAAAUCCGUCAUUCAAUCGGAUAAUGAAUGGUUCUUCUUUUCUCCUCGUGGAAGGAAGUACCCAAACGGAUCGCAAAGUAAGAGGGCAACAGAAUCUGGUUACUGGAAGGCCACAGGAAAAGAACGUAAUGUGAAGUCUAGUUCAAAUGUCAUUGGCACAAAGAGAACGCUGGUGUUCCACACUGGUCGGGCGCCUAAAGGACAGAGAACACAAUGGAUAAUGCAUGAAUAUUGCAUGAGUGGGAACACUAAUUACCAGGAUUCUAUGGUUGUCUGCCGCCUCCGGAAGAAUAGCGAGUUUCAUUUGAAUGACACACCAAGAAAUCAGAGGAAUCAACUGGUUGCUACUGAUAGUGCAACUGCUCUAUCUGGAGCAGGACAAUUGGGCAGCUUGGAAUUUGUCAAUGUAGGGGAUUGCUGCUCAAAGGAAGGUAGUAGCAGUUUUCGUUCCCAUUCGGUUGAGCAGAUUGAUUCUGGAUCGGAAUCUGAUAGACCGACUAAAGAGUUCUCGCAGCAUGAUUCCUCUGGCCACUUCCAGGAUUUCGAUGGCGAAGAGGACUGGUUUGCGGAUAUAAUGAAGGACGAUAUCAUUGAGCUAGAUGAUUCUUCACUUAACGCCCGACCUAUUUCCAUGAUCCCCGUUAGGCCUGAAUCCUCUGAAAUAUCGAAUCAUGAAGCUCAAGCUGCGAUGUCCUCCGUGGUUCCUUUCCAGGGCACUGCAAAUCGAAGACUCAGACUAGUAAGACAGGUUGUAACCCAAUGUCGAGUAAAGGGAUCCAAACCAUACAAAGCCAUCAAGAUGAAUAAAAUCGGAGGGGGGACAACUAGUUCAGCAAGAUGGUUGAGUAACAUGUUUUCAGUUAAAUGGAUGAGGCAAUAUGUGAUACCUAUAUUUCUGGUCACCUUGACAUUGCUGGUCAUGCUUCUUAGUCUGUUAGAAGUCUCGCAGCAAGUAAAACCGCGUAAGCGCCUUCUCAUUUUAGCAAGCAGCCGAAGUUAAUACCAUACUGGUAUGUUGUCUUAGUAAAAUCAUAUUCAAAGUGGGGAUCGAAGAUGAUUGGUUAUGCAUAAAAUGAAAGAAUGGCUGCUCUAUGUUUGUGUUUGAGCUUAUUAAGUACCAAUUGUGCAACAUAAAUGUACAGGGUGAUAUACCUUAAAAUAGAUCAUGUAACGUAAAGGUUUCUGGUGGUGAUUAUAACAAUAAACCAUUUUAUUAAUACUAUGUUUGGAUGCGUAACUCCGAUUUUCUGUU
Messenger RNA from Capsicum annuum, 1621 nucleotides. RefSeq names its product NAC domain-containing protein 40. Gene Ontology annotation, molecular function: DNA binding. The transcript has 4 exons. The record is from RefSeq and is a predicted model, not a curated record. Lineage: Eukaryota; Viridiplantae; Streptophyta; Magnoliopsida; Solanales; Solanaceae. Gene Ontology annotation, biological process: regulation of DNA-templated transcription. Bases 143 to 1369 code for a protein of 408 amino acids.